CCCCACCCAAAAAUUCAAAAAAUGAAAAUUUUAAACAGUCGUAAAUAUAAAUAUAUGUAUUUAUCUAAUAAAAAAUGAUAUAUAUAUAUAUAUAUAUAUAUAUCUUUCUGUAUUUAAUUAAUUUUUGUCAUAUUUGAUCUCCGACGUGCAGAUUUCCUAAGCACUCCGCAACUCGGAGUCUCCGCUCUGCGAAUUCCAUAGUUUUUUUUCUCGGAAAAUCUACUGUUUUCCCGGAAUGUUCUUUCUCAUUCUCGUUGCAAUCAAAUUGGACAACGAUUUUUUUAAUUCUUUAAUUUAAUUUUUAUUUCUGUGAUUCGCGGUGGAAUAAGAUUCUGUCUAUACCGGUUUAGUUUCAUCUCUUAACUGUUCCAUUGUUCGAAUUAGGGUUUCUGACCAAAUUGUUGUGAAUUGAGGUGAUAUCGUGAUUCAGGCCUGAGGGAGACAAUGCCCUAGUCGAAUUUGAAAAAUAACUAACCGAAAUUCAGAACGCGAAGUUGUUGGUCCCAGUGACUUGAAUUUUAUUGAUAGAGAAGAUGAUUUUCAAACGGACGCUGAAAUUCAAAAUGCCGAACCUCAAGCGGUGCGAGGCGGAAGAUUUUGAUUGCGAAGACGACGACGCAUGCUCUGUGAAUCCCAAUAAACAGAAGUCAAGCGGUUUUUACGACGGCUUCGAUCAGAUUCAUGGUGGCAACGUUGAAGAUCAUAUCAGCACAGUGAAUUCUUGGUGCACCGGAGUAUCCUAUGACGCCAGAGAAGUGGAGUCGAAUUCCAAGAACCACAGAGGUCGGAGAGGUAUGAAUCAGAACUCAGAGGUGUAUCGUCCUCCGCUUUUUAAAUCUUCACGAGGACGUGUUCAGGUACUACCGUCAAGAUUCAAUGACUCCGUGAUUGAUUCAUGGACGAAGGAUACUUCAAAAUUAGAUGGUUGCCAAUCAUAUUCUGAUGAAGAUGAAAAUCUAAUGCUCAGUAAGGAGAGAAUUAUGCAGAAGAACCCACAUUACGGUGGGCAAGUAUUCAAGAAACAACGCAUAGAGGACAGAGUUUCCAAGCACAACAUAGAUCAAAUUUCUGUAAACAUUGAUAGAGGUGAAAUGGGUUUUAUAGGGUUCAAGGAUUUCGACACUAAAAUGCAUUCGAGUUCUCAUAGUUCAGUAACAUCGAUUGACGAAGGCAAAUUUUUGCCCUUGAUAGAUAUUGAUGAUUAUUCACCAAGGUUGUGUAAUAAUUUUACCGGCGAAGAAAAAUUGGAAAAGGAGAAAGCGGGAAAGAGGAAGGAUUUCUUCAGGCCAGGGGACUUUAUUCUGGGUGAUAUAGUUUGGGCGAAAUCAGGGAAGAAAAGCCCAGCUUGGCCAGCCAUCGUGAUUGAUCCCCUAUGGCAAGCUCCUGACACGGUUCUUAGGGCUUGUGUUCCUGGCGCUAUAUGUGUGAUGUUUUUUGGUUAUUCCAGAAACAGAAGGGACUAUGCAUGGGUGAAAGAUGGAAUGCUUUUUCCCUUCCAAGAGUACAUGGACAGAUUUCAGGGGCAGACACAGUUGUAUGGCAGUAAGAGAAGUGAUUUUCAAAUGGCAAUAGAAGAGGCAAUUUUAGCAGAACAGGGUCAUAUUGACACUGGUGAUAGCGGCCAGGACAUUUGUCCAGUAACUAACUAUAGUGGGAUCCAAGAGGUGACUGGUUCCAAUCAGGAUCAGGAAUGCUACUCUUAUAACCAGGAUGCAUAUGGUAAGAAGAACACCCGGCCCUGUCAUAGCUGUGGUUUGUUUCUGCCAUACAAAACAGCAAAUAAAGUUAAGGGCUCUACUAGUGAAGCCCAGUUUCUAUGCGAACAUUGUGCUAAGUUACGGAAAUCAAAACAAUAUUGUGGUGUAUGCAAGAAAAUUUGGCAUCAUUCAGAUGGUGGGGAUUGGGUAUGUUGUGAUGGUUGCAAUGUUUGGGUGCAUGCUGAGUGUGCCAAUAUUUCUAACAAACUUUUAAAGGUUCUUGAGGACAGGGAUUAUUACUGCCCUGAAUGCAGAGCAGAGUCUCAUUCAAACAAAUCAGAGUCAAAAAUCUGCAGGUGUACUGAAAAAGGUGGACAAACUGCAUUGCCUGAUAAGAUUACUGUUGUCUGCACUGGCAUGGAAGGGAUUUAUUUUCCAAGUCUUCAUUUAGUUCAAUGUAAGUGCAAUGCAUGUGGGACAAAGAAACAAACGCUUGGUGAAUGGGAAAGACAUACAGGUUCUAGAGCAAAAAAGUGGAAGGUUAGCAUUAAAGUGAAGGGUUCAAUGCUAACGCUCGAAAAAUGGAUUGCAGAACAUAAUGCACUUGGGUUUAAUUCUCUGAAGUUGCAGAAACAACAGUUAUUUGAUUUUUUGCAAGAGAAGUAUGAACCUGUUCAUGCAAAAUGGACAACAGAACGAUGUGCUGUUUGUAGAUGGGUUGAAGAUUGGGACUAUAACAAAAUUAUUAUCUGCAACAGAUGUCAGAUAGCUGUUCAUGAAGAAUGCUAUGGAGUAAGAAACAUUCAGGACUUCACAUCAUGGGUUUGCAGAGCAUGUGAGACUCCUGAUAUUGAGAGGGAGUGUUGUCUCUGCCCCAUAAAAGGGGGUGCUUUGAAGCCAACUGAUGUCGACACCCUGUGGGUUCAUGUCACAUGUGCAUGGUUUCGGCCUGAAGUUGCUUUUUUGAGUGAUGAGAAAAUGGAGCCUGCCACCGGACUCCUUAGAAUUCCAUCAAAUUCUUUUGUGAAGAUGUGUAUAAUUUGCAAGCAGAUUCAUGGUUCCUGCACCCAAUGUUGCAAGUGUGCCACUUAUUUUCAUGCAAUGUGUGCAUCAAGAGCAGGAUAUUGCAUGGAAUUGCAUUGCCCAGAGAAGAAUGGGAGACAGAUAACCAAAUGGGUAUCAUACUGUGCUGUACACAGGACCCCAAACCCAGAUAAUGUACUUGUUAUCCAGACUCCUUUAGGGGUUUUCUCUACCAGAAGCUUGCUCCAGAACCAGAAUCAAGAACGGUGCUUUAGGGGUUCGAGAUUAGUUUCAUCUAAGGGAACAGAACUUCCUGACUCCUCAACUCAACAGACUGAUGACUGCGAGCCACUCUCUGCUGCAAGGUGUCGCAUCUUUAAAAGAUCAAAUAAUAAGAUGGCUGGGGGAGAGCCAAUAUUCCAUCGAUUGAUGGGGCCACGUUAUCAUUCCUUAGAUGCGAUAGAUUGCUUAAGCUCAUACAGCGAAAUUGACGACCCAAAGAGCUUUUCUACUUUCAAGGAACGACUGAAUCAUUUACAGAGAACAGAAAAUCAUCAGGUUUGUUUUGGUAAAUCUGGUAUACAUGGAUGGGGUCUCUUUGCACGUCGGAACAUUCAAGAAGGAGAAAUGGUUCUUGAGUACCGCGGUGAGCAGGUGAGGCGCAGUAUUGCAGAUUUGAGGGAAGCACGCUACCAGUUCGAGGGCAAAGAUUGCUAUCUUUUUAAGAUCAGCGAGGAAGUAGUGAUUGAUGCCACAAACAAGGGAAAUAUAGCACGCUUAAUCAAUCAUUCUUGCAUGCCAAACUGCUAUGCAAGGAUCAUGAGUGUGGGUGAUGAAAGCCGGAUAGUUCUUAUAGCCAAGACUAAUGUUUCUGCUGGUUCUGAGUUAAUGUAUGAUUACUUGUUUGAUCCUGAUGAACGUGAUGAAUCUAAAGUCCCCUGCUUAUGUAGAGCUCCUAACUGCCGGAAAUUCAUGAAUUAGAUAGAUUACAAAUAUAUAAUAUGUGUAUAUAUAUAGAUGGAGACAGACAGCAAUUUUUUCUCUACAAGGAGCACCAAAUAAUGAGGAUCUCACAUUUUCAUCAUAACAAGCUUAGGAUUUCUUUUAUAGCAUUAUUUGUAAUUUUUUCAAUUACUAAAAAAAUGUAAAUGUACAGUCGAUUUGUCGAGAAUUUUGUAAAUAUUUGCAUAUCUUCCUUUCAAUAUUAUAUUCUUAUAAUUUUUUUUGUUCA
Molecule: messenger RNA, 3951 nt
Organism: Cornus florida
Lineage: Eukaryota; Viridiplantae; Streptophyta; Magnoliopsida; Cornales; Cornaceae
Product: histone-lysine N-methyltransferase ATX4-like
Exons: 24
Coding region: 534-3701 (1055 amino acids)
Biological process (GO): regulation of transcription by RNA polymerase II
Molecular function (GO): protein binding
Source: RefSeq, a predicted model, not a curated record